AUGUCUCCGGCGCGUCCCUGCGCCGGGCUGAGGGCCGUGGUGGCUGCCAGCGUGGGGCUGGGUGACGGGCCGGCGGGCUCCGCCCGUAGCGGCCGCCUCCUCCGCCCGCCCUGCCCCGCUCCGGCGGCGCCUGGAGCCCGGCUGUUGCGGCUCCCGGGGAGUGGGGCCGUGCAGGCCGCCAGCCCCGAGCGCGCCGGCUGGACUGCGGCGCUGCGGGCCGCCGUGGCAGAGCUGCGCGCCGGCGCCGUGGUGGCCGUCCCCACCGACACGCUGUACGGCCUGGCUUGCUCGGCCGGCUGCUCGGCGGCACUGGACGCCGUGUACCGCCUCAAGGGCCGCAGCGAGGUGAAGCCGCUGGCCGUGUGCCUGGGCCGCGUGGCCGACGUCUACAGGUACUGCCAGGUGACAGUGCCUGAGGAGCUCCUGAAAGACCUCUUGCCAGGACCAGUGACCCUGGUGAUGGAACGCUCCCAGGAGCUCAACAAAGACCUGAACCCCUUUACUCCUCUUGUAGGCAUCAGGAUUCCUGACCAUGCCUUCAUGCAAGACUUGGCGCAGAUGUUUGGGGGGCCUCUUGCUCUCACCAGUGCUAACCUCAGCUCUCAAGCCAGUUCUCUGAACAUAGAGGAGUUCCAAGACCUCUGGCCUCAUUUGUCCCUGGUCAUUGACGGGGGACCCAUUGGGGAUGGUCAGAGUCCUGAAUGUCGCCUUGGUUCUACUGUGGUUGACUUAUCUGUGCCUGGAAAGUUUGGCAUUAUUCGUCCAGGCUGUGCCCUGGAAAAUACUACAGCCAUCCUCCAACAGAAGUAUGGGCUGCUCCCUUCACAUGGGUCCUGCUCCUGACACUCAGGAGGGAGGACCAAGGACACUACUGGAUACUAUGUGUCUGUCUGCUGCUGGUUGUUGGGCCUCAUUCGCAGAGGCCAGUGGAGCCGUGUCUCUAGCCCAGUCCUUUCGGCAACAUGUCUUUCUGGACUUCACAUACCAGAAACUGCUGGCUUAGCCUCACACUUGGUGUGGGGGUGAGGGGAGUAUAUUAUAUUUAUUCCAUAGUUCCUUAUAUCAACCAAAAGUUGAAUAAAGAUUAAGAACAUUCCUAGGGUGGCCUGAGUCUAAUAAUAGUUUCUUUUUUUCUUCCCUCUACCUCUUUUAAAUUGUGAAAUAAUUUAAACCAAGCACCGUAGUGCAUGUGCCUGAAAUCAAAGCACUUAUAAUCCCAGCACUCAGGAGGAUGGUAAAUGCAAGGACAGCUUGAGCUAGUGUUCAAGGCCAGCUGGGUUACAUAACAAGAUACUGUUUCAAAAAAAAAAAAAACAAGUAAAGAAAAGUAAUUUAAGUAACAGAUUUAGAAGCUAGUGAGAGCUUCCUUUCUGGUGGAUCCAAACCAACUGGAAGUGCCCAUGUAAAGUCCCAAGGGACCAUUGGGACCAGCAGCAAGGGUUUGUUUGGGCUUCUGAAGCUGGAAUCUGGUUUGAGUAAACAUUGCAGAGCUAUAGAGCAAACCCUCUCCUCUGUGCCAGAGGACAAACAUUUUGAUCUAAUGAUAGAAAUCUUGGGAGAGGGAUCCACAUUAAACAAAUCUGAAACAUCCUUUUUAGUCAGUACUUUCUUAUUUAUCCCUAAAUUAUAUGCAUAAUUUAACUACAGUGUUUACUCAGCAGCCUUUUUGCUUCAUAAUGUAUACCAAGUGUUGUACAUAAUUAUUGGGCAUUUUGAACUUUUCCUUUAAUAAAAAGUCUGUUAAACACA
Messenger RNA from Perognathus longimembris pacificus (Pacific pocket mouse), 1749 nucleotides. It is a transcript of the gene Yrdc, whose product is annotated as yrdC N6-threonylcarbamoyltransferase domain containing. Gene Ontology annotation, biological process: regulation of translational fidelity. The record is from RefSeq and is a predicted model, not a curated record. Bases 1 to 843 code for a protein of 280 amino acids. The transcript has 5 exons. Lineage: Eukaryota; Metazoa; Chordata; Mammalia; Rodentia; Heteromyidae. Gene Ontology annotation, cellular component: cytoplasm. Gene Ontology annotation, molecular function: tRNA binding; nucleotidyltransferase activity; double-stranded RNA binding.